AUGGUGCCACCACGUCAACCUCAACCUGGGGGAUCCCCUUCCCGCGCGGCGUUCUUCUACGCCACGAUCUACAUGGUGGCGCUGGCGCAGGGCUUCCACAAGCCCAAUGCGCAGGCCCUCGGCGCGGACCAGUUCCCCCGGAGCUCCCCGGACAGCAUCGCGUCCCGCAGCUCUUUCUUCAACUGGCUCCACUUCGCCAUGUGGUGGGGGUUCAUUGUCGCCGUCGUCGGGCUGAGCUACGUGCAGGACAACGUCGGCUGGGAUGCCGUGUUCGGGGCAUCCUGGGCCAUGAUGCUCGCGUCCAUGUCCUUGUUCUUGCUCGGCACGGGCAUGUAUCGUGUCGCCGAGCAGCCACGCGACCGGCGUGCUCUCGCGAGGCUCACGAGAACGUUUGCAGCUACGGCGCGUACAUGGACAGACAUGGUCUUUCGUCGCAGCGCCGCCAUGGACGAUGAAUGUCGUGCCCCCGACGGCGCUGCAGAGCUUCGUGGGCCUGGCCAUCAUCGCGUCCGUCCCGGUCUACGACCGCGCGUUCGUGCCCCUCGCGAGGCGCGUGACCAAGCACCCCUCCGGGAUCACCAUGCUCCAGCGCAUCGGCGCCGGCAUGGCCAUCGCGACCGUCGCCAUGGCCGUCGCGGGCGUCCGGGGGUGGCGGUGCCGAUGAGCCUGUGGUGGAUGGUGCCGCAGUACGUGCUGCUGGGCCUCGCCAACGUGUUCACCAUCGUGGGGCUGGAGGAGUUCUUCUACGACCAGGUGCCCGACGCGCUCCGGAGCGUCGGGCUCGCGCUCUGCAUGAGCAUCAUGGGCGUGGGGAGCUAUGCCAGCGGCGUGCUCGUGUCGGCGAUCGACUGGGCGACGAGGCGCACGGGGGAGAGCUGGUUCUCGGACAACCUCAACCGCGCCCACCUCGACUACUUCUACUGGGCUCUGGCCGGGGUCGCUGCUCUGGAGGUGCUCAGCCUGGGAAUGCUGACGGUAUCAUCCAUGCUGCAAACGCAACAACUUCGUCCCGCCGACUGCCAUGGCACGACCACCACCUGCUCGCCGCCGCCCUCGACGUCAUCGUCACCCGCUCAGCUCGGCUUCUUCUACACCGCGCUCUACCUGCUAGCGCUGGCGCAGGGCUUCCACAAGCCGUGCUCGGAGGCCCUGGGUGCAGACCAGUUCGAUUCCAGCGUGGGCGCGUCACGGAGCUCCUACUUCAACUGGUUCCACUUCUCCAUCUCGUGGGGCUAUGCCAUCGCGGCGACUGCGGUCACCUACGUUGAAGAGAACGUCGGUUGGACGGUGGGGUUCGCCGCGUGCUGGGCCAUCAUGGUGGUGUACCUCGCUGUCUUCUUGCUUGGCAAGCGGACGUACCGGAUAGAGCAGCCGGUGGACGGCAGUUCCUUUGGGCGGAUCACUGAGAAGUUCGUCCUCUCUCAAACUGAUGCCACCAUUGACACCCAACGGCUUUUGGAGACAAAUCAGGACGGGUUCCUCGUUAAGCUGCUUCCUAUCUGGCUGUCGAGCUUAGUGUUUGCCGCGUGCAUCUCGCAGAUCACCACCCUGUUCACCAAGCAGGGUAGCACGAUGGACCGGCGCCUAGGCGGGGCCGCGGGCCUCGUCGUGCCGCCCGCGGCGCUGCAGUGCUGCAUCAGUUUAACAUUCAUCGCCCUUGUCCCUGUCUAUGACCGCACCAUUGUACCCUUCGCGAGGCGCCUCACCGGUCACCCCGGGGGCAUCACCAUGCUCCAGCGCAUCGGUGCUGGGAUGGUCACGGCGUGCAUCACCAUGGUCAUCGCGGCGCUCGUGGAAGCCAAGCGCCUCCGCGUUGCCAAGGACGCGGGCCUGCUCGACCGGCCGGACGUGGCGGUGCCUAUGAGCCUAUGCUGGCUGGUACCGCAGUACGUCCUUAUCGGCCUCGCGGAGGUGUUCAGCUACAUCGGACUGGAGGAAUUCUUCUACGACCAGGUGCCCGAGGCGCUCCGUAGUGUGGGGCUGGCGCUAUGCCUGAGCAUCUUCGGCGUGGGGAGCUAUGCCAGCGGCAUGCUCGUGUGGGCGAUCGACUGGGCCACGAAGAGGGGCGGGGGAGAGAGUUGGUUCUCCGACAACCUCAAUCGCGCGCACCUCGAUUACUUCUACUGGAUCCUGGCUGGCCUCGGCGCUUUAGAGGUGGUCGUGUUCUUGUACUUUGCAAAACAGUAUGUCUACCGAGACAAACCUGAGUAA
Triticum turgidum subsp. durum (durum wheat) is the source of this 2211-nucleotide messenger RNA. Lineage: Eukaryota; Viridiplantae; Streptophyta; Magnoliopsida; Poales; Poaceae. The record is from the annotation of a GenBank genome assembly.